AUGCAAGUAGGAAUCAACUGGGUGUCUCGCUUUUGUGAGCGGCAUAAAGCAAAGAUCAAGAGCAUCUAUCUUCGUGCUCUGGAUCAAAAGAGAAAGCAGGCAGAUAAUAGCUACUAUUUUGAACACUUCUUUACUCUUUUGCAGGAGAAGAUCAAGCAGUAUAAUAUCCUACCCCAGAACACCUACAAUUUCGAUGAAAAAGGCUUUCUUCUUGGCCUCCUUCGUACCCUCAAGCGAAUCGUUUCUAUAGAAGCUCUCAAACGGAAGCAUACAAUUGGAGCAGUGCAGGAUGGCAGUAGAGAAUUCAUUUCUCUGCUUGCCGGUAUUUGUGCAGAUGGAACUACAAUUCCACCUGCACUCAUUUACCGCGGGGAAUCAAGAGAUAUGCAAGAUACGUGGCUUGAAGAUUUUGAUCCUAAAAAGGAUCAGGCAUACUUCGCUGCUUCAGAAAAUGGAUGGAGUAAUGAUGAAUAUGGGUUAACCUGGCUGAAACAGGUGUUUGAUCCUCAUACAAAGCAAAAAGCAAGAAAUCAUUACCGCCUGCUUAUAUUAGAUGGCCAUUCAUCUCAUAUAAAUAUGGCAUUCAUUGAUUAUGCGGAUCAGAAUCGAAUUUUGCUUAUUAUUCUUCCUCCCCACUCUACACACCGUUUACAGCCGCUAGAUGUUGGAAUAUUUGGCCCACUUGCAAAGGCAUAUUCAGAUCAACUAGAUUCCUAUACACGUUCUGGCUAUGGCUUUAUUCGGACUACAAAGCGAGAUUUUUGGCGAUUAUUUCGUGCUGCAUGGGAAAUCUCUACAACUGCGGAAAAUAUCAAAUCUGCCUUCAUGGCCACUGGCAUACAUCCUAUAGAUCCUGCCCGCGUUCUCAAAAAGAUUCAACCACGUCCACUUACACCCCCGGAACUGCUUCAGCAGCGUACACCUACAUCUAUCGAGCUUUGCGAGGCCUGA
This is a messenger RNA of Histoplasma mississippiense, 951 nucleotides long. RefSeq lists its product with no specific name. The coding region runs from base 1 to 951 and encodes 316 amino acids. NCBI's taxonomy places the organism in Eukaryota, Fungi, Ascomycota, Eurotiomycetes, Onygenales, Ajellomycetaceae. The transcript has 2 exons. Gene Ontology annotation, cellular component: nucleus. Gene Ontology annotation, molecular function: DNA binding. The record is from RefSeq and is a predicted model, not a curated record.